Aspergillus chevalieri is the source of this 984-nucleotide messenger RNA. RefSeq lists its product as uncharacterized. The coding region runs from base 1 to 984 and encodes 327 amino acids. NCBI's taxonomy places the organism in Eukaryota, Fungi, Ascomycota, Eurotiomycetes, Eurotiales, Aspergillaceae. The record is from RefSeq and is a predicted model, not a curated record. The transcript is spliced from 3 exons. Gene Ontology annotation, molecular function: oxidoreductase activity, acting on paired donors, with incorporation or reduction of molecular oxygen; heme binding; monooxygenase activity.
AUGCCCGUCGGGUACCUGCCAUCUUCGUUCAAUGUGGGCCUAUUGCUCAGUAUCAGUGUGUAUCGAUUGUUCUUUCAUCGCCUGAGACGUUUUCCCGGUCCCCUGGGGUCGAAGCUCACGCAGUUCUACAACGCUUACCUUGCGGCGAGAGACCUGCAGUACAAUGUCGAGAUUGGAAAGUUGCACGACCAGAAUGGUGACUUUGUCCGAACCGCGCUGGGGACCUACAAGCCGCGGAUCAAAGCCAAAGUCGAUUUGCUGUCGGCUCAGAUGGGCGCCGACCUGGACCGGAACUUCGAUGCGACCGCGUGGUCCAUGUUUCUGAGCUUCGACAUUAUGGGUGUCGGGUUCGGUGAGGACUUUGAGAAUCUGACCACUGGAGUAGAGCACCCUGCCAUUGGAGGUGUCCAUGACAAUAUGACUGCUGCCGGAGUCAUGGGCCACAUCCCAUGGCUCUUAAACUUCUUGGUCAGCUACCAGGAGCCACGUCGGGCUAUACCAGUUUUUUCUAAUGGCGUGCGGACGAAAUCGAACGGAAGAAAAAGUGAAUAUCCAGAGGAUAUCGUAUCAUGGGAUAUCGUAUCAUGGUUGCGCAAAGCAUACAUAGAAAAGGAUAUCUCUGGCCCUCCUUCGGAAGGGGCGCUUCGCCAGGAUUCGCACGUUCUCGUUGUUGCUGGUAGCGAAACCACCGCGACCAUCUUGACUACGAUCCUCUUCUAUCUCGCCAAACAUCCUGCUGUUUUGUUCAAGCUCAAACGUUACUUGGACUUACUUGGACGAAGCGAUGCCGGACGGCCCGGAGGACUGGAGAUAUGGGAGAGUCAAACAAUUACAUCCAUUGACGAUAUCAAAAACGCCAAACAAUUCAUUCCGGAGCGAUGGACUGAAAAGAGGAUGGAAAUAUCGACGGACGGAGCGCCGUUCUUCUCUUUUCUGCUCGGUAUUAUUCAGUCCACGCCUAUUUCGAAAAGUCCACUAUGCUGA